AUGGCCGAAACAUCAACACCAGAAAAGCAGCCUGUCCCGCCAAUUGAGGUCCUAUAUUGCGGAGUGUGCACAUACCCGAUCGAAUACUGCGAAUUCGGCUCGCGUUUCACCAAGUGCAAGGAAUGGUUAGAGAAGACCCAUCCCGACUUGUACCCCAAGUACUACUCUGAAGAGGCGUUGCAGGCCAAGCUCGGCACCCUGAGUUUGGAGGCACAGUCGAAGCUGGAGAAGGACACGGCCAAGAAGGAAGCAAAGGCGGAGGCUAAGGCGGAGGCGGCAGAGAAGAAGAAGAUGGCAUCACAAGUCAUCAUCAAGCGAAUAGAGCGCAAUAAGCGCAAGCACGUCACCGCUAUUCAAGGCUUAGAAGCGUUCGGUGUUGACCUAAAGAAGGCCGCUAAGCUGUUCGCGCAGAAGUUUGCUACCGGCGCAUCCGUCACCAAGAACGCGGCCGGGAUCGAAGAGAUUGUCGUGCAGGGAGAUGUUUCGCAGGAAGUGUUCGAUAUGAUCGACGACGCGCAAGAAGAGGGGGCUGGCGGCAAGGGAAAGAAGGGCCUCGACUUGCUCAAGGGUGUCGUUAUCGAGAACGUCGACAUCGUCGAAGAAAAGAAGAAGAAAGCGGACCAGUAA
This is a messenger RNA of Peniophora sp. CBMAI 1063, 627 nucleotides long. NCBI's taxonomy places the organism in Eukaryota, Fungi, Basidiomycota, Agaricomycetes, Russulales, Peniophoraceae. The record is from the annotation of a GenBank genome assembly.